GAGCUCUGCAUGCCUGCUACUGAGGAUACCUGCAUAGUGUAAACACACCUGCUCCCUCUGAUGGACUUAAAAUGAAUUUAAUGUGCACCUAAAGGAGUCUGCUGGCUGCUGUCAUCAUCAAAUAAAGCUGCAGUGUCCAGUGACAUGAAACUCAAUCCGCAGCAAGCUCCAUUAUAUGGGCAGUGUGUUAUCACAGUGCAGCUCAGUGAUGAAGAGCUGGCUGCGGAUGAGGAGGGCGUCGACUACUUCCUGCUGUUCGCUGGCAGCACGCAGAGACACCUGACCAGCACCCUAAGGAGCAGUCAUGACACCUUGCAGGCGUUGUGUCCUGCCCAUGACUGCUGUGAGGCGGUGUUGGUCACCCUGUGUUCAGUCUGCCGAGGUGUGUCCGAGGACCCCGAGGACCUACAGCCCUGCCUGGGUCGCCUGGCUCCGUUGGCCGAGCAUCGAUUCACCUUUGUCCAGGAUUUGGCUUUUGACAUGGCCCAGUUCCUGGUGAGCACAGCGGGCCGGGCUGACGGCCUCGACGGGGCGCUGCUUCUGGAUGAGUGUCAGAUUCCCCUGCUGGAGUGUGAACGUCUGGAUGAGAGCUUGGCACUGGCCCUCCACCACCUCGUACUGCCUGCAGGAUGGAGCUUGCUGGGGAACAAACCUGCCAACAAUACUGACCUGGAUCCUCAGGAGACCCUGCUACAUUUUUCAGCACGUCGGGGACUCUUUCGGGUCACGCACUUCUUGCUGCGGCAGCCUGGAGCGAGAGAAGCCCUGCGACUGGCCAACAGACAAGGCCACACCCCCGCCGCCAUUGCAGAACAGCGUGGACACACUCGCCUCCAUGAGUUCCUCACACAGGUUGAGACGGACACAGAGACGGACAUAGGAACUGGGACUGUCCAGCCGGCCUCUACAGACGCCAGGGUAGUUUGCAACCUCCCAUUGCUGAACACACACACUCUGACGCUGAGCAUCAAACCCGGCCGUGACCCUUCGACCCUUCAGAGGAGUGUUGAGCAGCUGCUGCACCUGAUAUGUCAUCUCCAUGCCAAGGGAGUUUCUGAACUGGAGCUGCAGUUUGAUUCUCUACACACAGCUGCUGAAUGUUGUGACGGUGUAGAAACAGAGAUAACCUGUCUGGAUCGACUACAGCCGCCUGCUACAGCAUCGGAGUGCCUGGAUACAACAACUCAAGGGAGCUGGCAAGAAAACUGCUCAGUGGAAAGCAGCUGUAGUGUUGAUUAUGGACGUGAUGAAACUGGGAAUGCAGAAAAAGACCGGAGUUUGUCUGUGAGUACUCCGACGUCCCAAGUACGCCCCCAGGAGCAUGGCCUCGGGCCCCCAGAGGAUUGGGUGUGUCUUAAUUCAAACACUGAGAAAGAUUAUUGCCAAACGGAGGAGGAGGGAAGCAAGCAGCCUCUUAUUUCCACCCCUAUUUUGAGUUUGUGUGACAGCAGUGAAGAAGCACAGAGUGAGGCAGAAGCAGGGAACCUCACUGUGGGAACCCUACCACCAGGAGACUGUGGUAAACAGACAGAGGAAACUGAUAGAGGAGAGGCUGUGAUCCGGGAAGGACAGGAGGCCACAGAAAGUGAAGAUAGAUCUGAGCAGGAAACAGAGGACGGCACAGCAAGGAGGAGAGAGGAGGAGACCGAGUCAACAGAUUUAAUAACGCCCAGUGGAGACACGAUAGUUUCAGACAUGGGCCAAUCCCCUUCGUCAGAAGGCGCUGAGGCCUCGGACAACUGUGACUCUGAAGUGAAGGAGUGCUGCCAGGAUGGAGAGAUUGCAGAAAAAGAGAUGAAACAUGACCAAGAACUUUGUGCUGCACUCACUUUAGAGGAGAGAGUUGAGAGGGAAGGGUUAACAGACCCUCUAUCAACCCCGGGGGACCUCCCCAACCCAUCGCUGAUAGACCAUGAUGAUGUAAUCGAGGAGUCAGAAUCUGCUGUUCCAUGUCUCUUGAUAGAAGGCCUCCAUGAGGGGGAACCUCCACCAGACACAAACAGCCUGGAACAAAACCAGGAAACAGCUGGUAGGGAUUACGCUAUAGAGCAGCAGCGGGGCUCAGCUCCAGAAACUGGGAACUGUACUGAAGGAACGAUCGGUAAAGAGCUGGAUGGUGAAAACACAGCUGAACCUUCUGGAUACAAUGUAGAAAGUACAAGUUUUUCUAUGGACGAACCUGACAAAACUGAAGGAACAUCUGCAAUAAAUACAGCGGUUUUUCAGACUGCUGGUAACUCAGCGGAAGAUACACAGACAGAUUCAGUAGACUGCAACCCACCACCUGAAACGAUGCCUAGCUCCAGUGAAAGACACGCUGACCUUGAUUCUGGGAUGACCCACAGCCUCUCCAGCGAUGAUGAUGGCAGUUUCCGAUCAGUUGGCAGCUCCACAACAGACAUAUUCCACCCGACUCAGGAAAAUGCAACCGUUGAGGAGCAGGACUUGAUUCAAACUGAGAUAGCUGAACUGGCCUCUUCAGAAUUCAAUAUGGAGCAACCAAAUGAUUCAAAACCUGGUGAAAGCAGUGAACAUUCACUAACCAUGGACACUGUGGAGCCUGGUAGUGUCAGUGCUUUGACAGUGACAGACUGCAGCCAGCCUGGCACUGAGCCUGAAGCACAACUGUCACCCGGCCUGCAAACAAUGGAGGCUUUGAAUCCUGAGGGGACAGAAGAAAAACUUGCCCCAGAGCUUCCCGAAAUGGAUCUGUCAUUAGGUUCAGCACUGUCAGAGAGUGGAGAUGAUCCAACAUUGAAGGUUGUUCAAAGUGAAACUGGAGAGGCCAACGACUCUGACCCAAAUGCAGACAUUGAGCAUUCUGCAUCAGAGGUCACCAACAGAGUCUUAUGUGAAUCCAGUCCAUCUGCUACAGAGGAGGGUGAAGUGAUUGGUCUAGCUGAAGGAGAGGCUGAGCCCACAGAGACAGAUGAUAAAUCUGUGGUGGCCUCAACAGAGGAGAGUGGUAAUGUGCAAUUUGCUCUACAGCAACACAAACAAGAUACUGCAGAGAUGACAGCCGAUGAAAGGACACCUGACGAGGGAUUAAGGCACUCUGUAGAUGUCACAUCAGUGGGAGCGGAAUCGCCUCUUCUGAACAAUGAAGCAUCAAGUGAGCCACAUGUUGAGAGUGAGAUGACGGAAAAUCCAAUGACUCUCGACGCAGUGGAUGGAGCCUCAGAGGGCCACGGCAGUCCAAUCCAAGAGGAGGAUAUCAUCAUGUCAGAAGACUCUGUAAUUGCUGCAGAGGAGGAAGAAAAUGGCCCAGCAGAGGAAACAGGCUUCUCCACGAUCCACCGAGACACAGAGGCGUCUUUCCAUCAGCCUUUCAACACUCAACACUCAGGUUCCUCACAGUCUCCAGCGUUGCCCAGUAGGACCGGCCGUGCCACCAGUUGUCCCACCAGUCACAGAGACUCCGGCAGUGACAUAGAAAGCUUCCUGGGUGCGGAGCCGGGAUAUGACAGCGUUUUCAGAAAGAGUGACGAACCAGUGACAGGAGGAGAUAGUGCCAGCGAGGUUUCCGUCUCCUGCUCCUCCACAGACGACACCGCCAGCGUCGGCCCGUCCAGCUCCAGUCCCGAGGGUAGCCAGGGCCUGGGUUGCAGCUGGAGCCCAGAGGAGUGCAUCCAGACUGGGGCUCCCAUCACUUCAGACGGAGGUGGAGGAGCGGGAGACGCUGAGGACGAGGCCAAAGACAGAGUGACAGAGGUGCCGAGGCGCUCGUGUCUCCUGCGGAACAGCAUCCGCUCCCUGUCGCCUCUUCGCCGCCACAGCUGGGGUCCUGGAAAGAACAACGGAGGAGACGCAGAGAUGAACCAAAGGAGUUCCAUCCGUAGCCCUGGUGAGGGCAAGCCGACCUUUCACAGGAGAAGCUACAGCUUGGAGGGGCUCAGCGGGGGCCAAGAGGAGCUGAGGAGACCCACCACCCAAGGGCCCCGAAUCCUCGAGCCUUUAAGGAUGCUCCGGCACGACAGUGAUGAUAGAGGCUCCCUGGUAUCUCUAACCGAGGAGCAGGAAGAGAUGGAGGAGCACAGCAGACUAGACAGCCAGAAGUCAAGGCGGUAUCGACCUCUGCGCAACAGCUGUCCUCCUAUGACCCUGCCCCUCACUAAGUCUGUAUCCAUGCUCGCCAUCAGCCAGAGAGACAUUGAUGGUAUGAAAUCGUUUUCUAGCACCUCUGGAUCACUAGCAUACAGUAUAUCAGAGGAGGAGCCCGGCCCUCUACGGAGUGACACUGAGGGAAAGAAUGUGACGAAAGUCAGCCGGACCUUCAGCUACCUCAAGAACAAGAUGUACAAAAAGACCAGGGAAAAGGAGCGAGACAAACGGGACAAAGACAAGGAGGGAAAGGAGAAGGACAAGAAAACGGUGAAUGGUCAUGUAUUCACACCAGUCAGCUCAGGCCAGUUACUCCAGUGCUCCCAUUGCAAUAAGGCUUUUAACAAUAAGGAGGCUUUCCAAUGCACACACUGUAAUGCUUCCGUCCACAAGGGCUGCAGGGACAGUCUGCCUGUUUGCGCCAAGGUGAAGAUGAAGCAGUUUGCAGUACCAGAUUCAAGCUCUUUCUCCACAGUCACAAUGAGGAACAAAUCUGGUGGGACAAGAGAACGUCCUUGGUCAGCCAUCUUGUCCCCAGAAGAUCAUUCUUCACUGAUUAUCCCAUCAUCACGGAGACACACAAGUAUCAUGGCCUUCCACGGCAACAACCUGUCCAAGAGUCUCUCCAUAAGCAACAUUGCUGGUCCGGUGUUUGAUGAGAUGCCCAUCAAAGGCCUGCGAUAUCUUUCCCAGUCUACUGACUCCCUCAACAGAACCAACCAGGUCACAGAGUCCAUGGAAUCGCUCACUGAUGAAGGAACAGAGAUGAUGGACGGGCAGCUGAUGGGGGAAUUUGAGGCAGAGGCCAAGGAGCUGGAAGCUGACUCAUGGAGUUUAUGCGUUGAACAGCACUACAUGCAGCAGUUGGACAAAGAGCUGGUGAAGAGACAGGACAUCAUUUAUGAGCUGAUGCAGACAGAGAUGCAUCACAUCCGGACAUUACGCAUCAUGUCAGAAGUCUACAGCAAAGGCCUGCAGAAAGAGGUGCAGCUGGAGUUACAGACAUUGGAGAGGCUGUUCCCAGCUUUAGACGAGCUCCUGGACCUCCACACGCAGCACCUCCUCCGCCUCCUGGAGAGGAAGAGGGAGAGCCAGCUAGAAGGGAGCUUUGAUGGAAGCUUCGUUAUCAGUAGGAUUGGAGACAUCCUGGUCAACCAGUUCUCAGGAUCUAAUGGUGAAAGCAUGAAGAGAAUUUAUGGGAGAUUCUGCAGUCGUCACAGCGAAGCCGUCAACUUCUACAAGGACCUCCUGAACAAAGACAAGCGCUUUAAGGCCUUUAUCAAAAAAAAGAUGACUUGCAGCAUUGUGCGGAGGCUUGGUAUCCCAGAAUGCAUCUUGUUGGUGACCCAGAGGAUAACAAAAUACCCGGUGCUGAUUCAGAGGAUGCUACAGCACACUAAAGAGGGCGAGGAAGACUACGACGACCUGGCAGAUGCUGUGCGGCUCGUGAAGGAGGUGAUCGCCGCGGUCGAUUGCAAGGUGAACGAGCACGACAAGAGGCGCCGACUGAAGGAAUUUCACAGCCGCAUGGACAGCAAGUCCAUUAUGAUGAUGAAGAGCGGUCAGAUUUUUGCCAAGGAGGAUCUGCUGAGGAGGAGGCUGAUCCACGACGGAGCGCUGCAACUGAAGAACAGCCAGGGGAGACAAAAGGAUGUCCACGCUUUGCUCCUAUCAGACAUCUUCGUCUUCCUCCAAGAGAAGGACCAGAAAUAUGUCUUCGCCAUGCUGGACCAGCGCUCCACUGUUCUCUCCCUCCAGAAGCUGAUUGUUCGGGAGGUCGCGAACGAAGAGCGCGGCCUCUUCCUCAUCACAGCAGGCAUUGAGAAACCGGAGAUGAUGGAGGUCCUGGCCAGCUCGAAGGACGAGCGCAACACCUGGAUGCAGCUCAUCCAAGAAGCCAUGCAGUCUUUGGAGAAGGAUGAGGAUGAAGGGAUUCCCAGUGAGACGGAGGAUGACAAGAGACAACUGGAGACUAAAGCCAAAGAGAUGAGAGAUAUGUUGAGACAGAAGGAUACUGAGAUCAUGUCCCUGCUGGAGGAGAAGGUACGGCUCUUCAGGGGAAUGUGGGAGGGCUUGAACUCAGGCGAGGAGCCUUGCAGGCAGGUUGAGCCUUUCUUCAGAUCAGCCAGCGGCCUGGAGCCGCCUAGGGGAGCGUCCAUCAUGAAGGAUGCCCUACAGGAAGUGGAAACAUUACAGGCACUGGUGAAUGGCAGCCUGGGCGGCGCGAUGGCCAGUGUCCAGGAGGGAGGAGGAGCGGGACCUGUGUGUUUGCCCCGUCGGGCUGAGACCUUCGGAGGCUUCGACAGUCACCAGAUGCACAGCAGUAAGAGUGGAGACAAAGACGAGAGCGAAGAUACGAUGGGAGAUCUGCGCAGGACGGAGUCCGACAGUGUUUUAAAGAAGGUCAUUACUUCUAAAUUAAACCAACUGAACAAAAGAGUAGCACUUGAUGAACAUUGCAUACUGGGCAUGAAGCCAAAUUUCAGAGACAAUUCAGCAGUAACCAAAGGAGGAAACGCCAACCUGCUGCUGCUGCUGAAGAGGAACAGUGAGCAGGUCCUCAACAGUGUAUCCAAUCUGCAUCUGCUGCUCAGCAGUCUGCAGGCGGUGGUGGUUCAGCAGGACAGUUUCAUAGAGGACCAGCGGCAGGCCCUGAAUGAGCGCUCAUCCUCCUGCACGUCUUUAUCGCGGCCGUCCUCACGGCCCAGCUCUCUGAUUGAACAGGAGAAGCAGCGCAGCCUGGAGAAGCAGCGGCAGGAGCUGGCAUCCCUGCAGAGACAGCAGUCAGCUCAUGCUGAGGAGAAGAGAAGAAGGGAGAAGGACUGGGAGAUCAGGGAACAGCACCUGGCUGAGAAGGAGGUGCAGGUGCACGUACAGGAGGAGGACAUCUCAAAGCGGCACAAAGAACUGGACGAGGAGAAGCGGGAGCUGAUGAGCAAGAAAGAGGAAUACCAGAGAGAUUUGGAGAGGCUCAGAGACGCCCAGAGGAAGCUGGAGAGGGACAGGGAGGCCGUGCAGCGGCAACUCGAGAAGAUGGAGGAGCUCCGUCUGGCAGAGCGGACUCCCUCUACGACGUCGGAUGAAUCCCAGUUCCCCGGCAGCUCCCAGUCUCUGGAGGUGGACCCACUGGAGCUCUCCUCCUCCUCUUCCUCCUCCCUGCCGAGGCUGCAGCCCCAGCGGCCCAAGCCCAAAGGGAAAGGCCUCAAUCCCUUUACCUCAUCUUCCACCAACCUCAAGGGCAGCGAAGCUAACAACCAGAUCUCAAAGAGCCUGCUGCAGCUGGCCAAGAACAAGAACAAAGACAGCAAGGAGAAGAAGAAGAAGAAGGGCAAAGGAGGGAGCGUACAGACUGCAGACCCCUCACACCUCCCAGAGCCUCCUAUGGAUGGAGAGAUCUUCUUCUGCUGAGACAAGUGGCUCCCUUUUCCUCCUCCUCAUCCUUUUAGACCCAUCACGCCUAUUUGACUUCCAGAGGAUUUAUUGUGUUACUGCCAAGUAGUAACACAAUAAAGAGACUUUUACAUAGCUGAUUGUAAUGUAGAGCAAUUUAACAAUACAUGCAAAAAAUAAAAAAGACAAAAAAUGUAUGUUCAGUUCAGAAUGGCACCACUGCUUUUAGUUUCUGGAAAAUAGAUUUUCAGUGGAUCUGUUUUGGUGUGCAAGUAGGCAUACUUGCACUAUAUAAAAAAGAAGGAAUGUGGAAUGGCAGUGCACUUUGAUGUAUUGUCUGUCCAAAAACUCUGUUUCCUUUUCCAAAGAUGUGGUUAAAAUUUCUUCAUCCUUAAGAAUUGUACAUUUCUUGACAUCUCAGUAUCAGAUUGAAAGCAUUUCACAGCGGAUUGCCUCACAAGCUCCACCAAGUAUGUCACGGGCUUCACUGCCUCCCUGUUUCCAUGUUUGUUAUGGCCCCAGCUAGCCCCCCUUUUCAGCCGUCAGUCUCACACAAACAGACCGUUUCAACCAGAAAUAUGUUAAUUUACAGAUGCGGGGUCCUGUCCAUGUGACCGCACACAAAUAGAUAUA
Molecule: messenger RNA, 8124 nt
Organism: Scomber japonicus (chub mackerel)
Lineage: Eukaryota; Metazoa; Chordata; Actinopteri; Scombriformes; Scombridae
Product: A-kinase anchor protein 13-like
Exons: 40
Coding region: 145-7509 (2454 amino acids)
Biological process (GO): adrenergic receptor signaling pathway; regulation of Rho protein signal transduction; positive regulation of canonical NF-kappaB signal transduction
Cellular component (GO): actin cytoskeleton; membrane
Molecular function (GO): MAP kinase scaffold activity; guanyl-nucleotide exchange factor activity
Source: RefSeq, a predicted model, not a curated record